GGUGGGCGGAGCGGCCGCGGCGUUGCCCGCGGCCGCGCGGCACAGGACAGACAACGUGCGAGCGAUGGCGGCGGCGGUGGAUCCGUGUUCCUUCGCUUCGCCCUCCUGCUGCCUCACGCGGCACCUCUACUUGCGCUGCCGCGCGGACUUCGGCGCGCAGGCGCUGCGGGGCACGGCGGCCUUCACCACGCGCGCCGAGAGCGAGGCGCUGCGUUGCCUGGUCUUGGAUACAAAAGACCUACAGGUAUUUAAAGUGACUGUAAAUGGACAGGAUGCAGAAUUUGUUUUUGGAGAAAAGCACAAUUUCAAGGGAACUCCCCUGGAAAUCACACUUCCUUUUGAACUAAGAAGGGGACAAGAAGCCAUUGUCGAAAUCUCUUUUGAAAGCUCUCCAAAGUCUUCAGCUCUCCAAUGGUUUAGUCCAGAGCAAACUUCUGGAAAGAAACACCCAUUUCUCUUCAGCCAGUGUCAGGCCACCCACUGCAGAGCCAUCUUUCCGUGCCAAGACACACCUGCUGUGAAACUAACCUACUACGCAGAGGUAUCUGUUCCUAAAGAGUUGGUAGCUCUUAUGAGUGCUCAUCGCGAUGGAGAGAUGCCUGACCCAGAGGACUGCAGUCGGAAGAUAUACCGUUUCAGUCAGAAGGUUCCCAUACCUUGCUACUUGAUUGCUUUAGUGGUUGGAGCUUUAGAAAGCAGAAAGAUUGGCCCAAGGACGCUGGUGUGGGCUGAAAAGGAGCUAGUGGAUAAAUCAGCCUAUGAAUUUGCGGAGGCUGAAGCUAUGCUGAAAACAGCAGAAGAUUUAGCAGGACCCUAUGUAUGGGGACAGUAUGAUUUGUUAGUGUUGCCACCUUCUUUUCCUUACGGUGGAAUGGAGAAUCCUUGUCUGACUUUUGUGACUCCAACACUAUUGGCAGGUGAUCGAUCUCUGUCAAAUGUUAUUGCUCAUGAAAUCUCUCACAGCUGGACAGGAAACUUGGUAACAAACAAAACAUGGGAGCAUUUUUGGCUGAAUGAGGGACACACUGUAUACCUGGAACGCAGGAUUGGUGGUCGGUUGUUUGGUGAGCAGUUCAGGCACUUUAAAGCUCUAGGAGGUUGGAGGGAACUGCAGAAUACGAUAAAUACUCUUGGAGAUAAAAAUCCUGUAACUAACCUCGUCCCUAAUCUGAGCGAAGUAGAUCCUGAUGAUGCCUAUUCAUCUGUUCCGUAUGAGAAAGGCUUUGCUUUGCUUUUUUACCUUGAACAACUUCUCGGAGGACCAGAUGUCUUCAUUGGCUUCUUGAAGGCUUACAUUCAGCAGUUUGCUUAUAAGAGCAUAGUAACAGAGGACUGGAAGAAGUUCUUGUACUCCUACUUCAAGGAUAAGGUAGAUGUUCUUGAUAAAGUUGAUUGGAACUCAUGGUUUUAUGCUCCAGGAAUGCCACCAGUGAAGCCUACGUAUGAUAUGACACUAGCAAAUGCUUGUGUUGCCUUGAGCCAAAGAUGGAUCAAAGCAAAAGAGAGUGAUUUGGGCUCAUUCAGCUCAGCAGACCUGAAGGAAAUGUCAUCUCAUCAGUUGAUUGAGUUCCUGGCACUCUUGCUUCUGGAGGCUCCUCUUCCAGUGUCACAUGUCCAACGAAUGCAGCAAGUCUACGACUUCAACGCUAUAAACAAUUCUGAAAUAAGAUUCAGAUGGCUGCGCCUCUGCCUCAAGUCCAAGUGGGAAGAAGUUAUUCCUCUGGCUCUAAAAAUGGCAACUGAUCAGGGCAGGAUGAAGUUUACUCGACCCUUGUUCAGAGACCUUUAUAGUUUUGACAAGUACCGAGAUCUGGCUGUCAAGACAUUUCUGGAGCAUAGAGCCUCUAUGCACCCAGUCACUUCCAUGCUUGUGGGUAAAGACUUGAACCAGGAUCAGUGACAAAUUUACUCAUUUCUUUGAAAUUUUCUUGUUGCUGAAAGAAGAGACUGAUUCCACAAACUGCUGAUACGCAUGCUUGACUAUGCCAUAGAACACUCUGCUGCUUUGGUACUAAUUUAGCUUCAAAUGAACUUUCCAAAUCAAGUUCAGUACUUUCUAUUUUGCACCUCCAAGUAAAACAGCAAAUUUGCUAAAUCUCUGGAAUUGGGAGAAUGGUUUUAUUACCAGCAAUUUUUAGAACACAUGAAAAAGCUGAUCUGAGAUGUCAUUUGUCAGUCAUGGAAUUUAAAAACAUGGAAAAUUAACUGGUGGAUGGUGUGGCUCUUUGUGCACAGCUUUUUCAUAGCAACAUAGUUGAAACUUAAAGUACCUGAAGAAUAAAAAAAAAAUCUUUUCAUUGUCUA
This is a messenger RNA of Grus americana (Whooping crane), 2304 nucleotides long. It is a transcript of the gene LTA4H, whose product is annotated as leukotriene A4 hydrolase. The record is from RefSeq and is a predicted model, not a curated record. Bases 65 to 1900 code for a protein of 611 amino acids. Gene Ontology annotation, cellular component: nucleus; cytosol. Lineage: Eukaryota; Metazoa; Chordata; Aves; Gruiformes; Gruidae. Gene Ontology annotation, biological process: proteolysis; peptide catabolic process; leukotriene biosynthetic process. Gene Ontology annotation, molecular function: leukotriene-A4 hydrolase activity; metallopeptidase activity; epoxide hydrolase activity. The transcript is spliced from 19 exons.